CUUCCUCACAUUAUAAUUUGACAAAGACUUUGACGAGUGAACUCGUAAACGUUAAAGUUGAAAACUGACAUACGAAACGUCAUUAAUAGUAAACGAAUCAUUGGACUGUGGAGCCGCGUAACAAAUAAUUUUAUGUAAAUUACGAGUUUACUGUGCUUCGUUCUCUACUUUGUUUAAACAUGGAAUUAAAUAAUCGUUCUUUUAAAUAAAAGUGUAAUGUUACUUAUGAGAUUGAUUCAAUAGUCGUUAUUAGAUUUCGUUUUAUUCAUGGCUUCUACACCAAAACAAUCGAAUGGCAAUUUGCCAUCGAACAACGGUUCCGGUGUUAAGCGGAAAAAAUCGCGUGGAAGUAAAGGAAAUUAUCUCUCGAAAUGGUUGGAUAAAACAAUGCAUCACAUUCAAGAAUCUACUCCAAGCUCCGAAGUGUAUGAUACUUAUGUUCAUUCCAACACGAAUUGGCCGACCGGUUCCCAGUUUGCUCCAGGUUACGAUCCGUACAAAUACAAUAUAUACGGAUGCGCUUCCGAACCGAUGUCACUUCCUUCAUUGCCGACGUAUUACAACCCAAUGAUACCACCUCCCUAUUCUGAAUAUCGAUAUAUACAAAAUGAGCAUAAAGGAAUUCAAGUCCAAAGACCAAGACAGCGGCGUCGCAGUGAGAAUAAAGCUGAAGAGCUAUCUAGUACACCAGCUGAUGCACCUAUGAACCAAACGAAAUAUUUGCAACCAAAGAAUUACUCAGAUAGUCAAGAUUUUGCUAGUCUCCCGCCAAUAGUGACUUCAAUGGGUGACACAAAUUCAAACAGUGAUAUACAGACCAAUGAAAAAGACGAUGCAAGUAAUGCAAGAAGAUUUAGUGACCCUUGUGUUAGAGGUUUGCCAGAUGUCACCAGGCCUAAUGGCGAGGUAGAUUCAGGCUCUGAAGCUAGUUCCGGCCUAUCAGGUAGUCAAGUUGGCAGCCGUUUAUUGUCAUGUCUGCUUGACCAAAUUUCAAACCUUAAAAUCAAUAAUGAACGAUUAAACAAAGAAUUACAAGAGACAAGAGCUGAAUUAGAAAACGCGCGGCAUCAUAAUCCGUAUUUUCCAAAGGGACCGAACAGUAUGGGAGCUCCGACUAAUCUCAAUGGAAAUGGCGGUCAAUACUCGCCGGGAUUCCUGACGGACUUGGUGCGCGAGAUACGAGACGCGUCGCGCAUGCGCGAGGAAGCGAUGUACGCGAGGCUGCGCACACUGGUACUCGAGAGGACCGACAGCGGCUUAUCUUCAGCGGAGUCAAAACUUGCGGAACGUACACUUGAAGAAAUCAAGAGCUCUCUGCGUGCUUCGGAGGCUGAUAAGCGACGCAUGAUGGAUCGAAUUUUGAAAAUGGAAGACGAAAUACGAGUACUAAGGCUGUCGAGCGGGUACGACCCUAACGACAAUCGUAUGAAUGGUAACGUGGAAGACGCAGAUAGUGAACGGCUGCGCUUGCGCAAGGAACUAACCGACAUGCGCAAAGCGAAGCAGAGCGCAGAGGAGCAUGCCCUUAAACUUGAACGUCUAGUAACGCAGCUACGUUCAAAAUUCAACGGCCUACAGAUAACGAACGGACCCGACUCGUUGCCGAGCGAUCACGAACACGAUACGCGCACGCGACGCACCAGCAACUCGACCAAUUCGACUAAUAAUAUGACCAACAGUUCAACCAACAAUUUAACCAACAACUUGCCCAAUCUAUCUAAUCUGUCCAACACUCCGGCCAAUUCGACGGUAGUCUUUGGACCGGUUACGGAUUUGUAGCGAAUGGAACUCGGGCGUGUAAUGUGCUACAUUGUCACGGACUUUUUCAUGUCGUUAAGACAUAGAAUGAGUAAAUAGUACUGAUUUUGAGCAAUGAUUGAGUGUUGAUUAGUAAUAGACGUGUGAAAUAUAUCUGUUGCGAUGUCUGUUACGAGUUAUAUGAUUUUUAGUAAAACUGUGUUUAGUGUAUCGUGAAUCUCAAAAUUUAACGCAAAUAUCGAAUUAACUUUAAUCAAUACAAAUAUUUUGUUAUUUUUAACAUCUCUUAAAGAUUUAGUCUCGAAAUUAAAUUUUCAAUAUAUAUUUCAUUAAACUGUCCAGCUUCGUUGACAGCUAUGGCAUUAUGUACUUAACUAUUGCCAUCGUUAAAUUGGAGCGACUUUUCGGCGUUGCUCAUUAUGUAUCUGUGAUUUUGUUUACUUAUAAUCAUUUAUUACUGAGCUCGAUGUCAAGCUUUACGUAAUUGUAAAUAAUCAUUUAAUUUAAACGUAUUAUAAUACAGUUCUAUUAAUGGCACUUAUUACCAUUUGAAAUUUAAUUUUGAAAAAUAUCGAUAUUCACUCGAACAUCAUAAACUCUUUGCUUCGACAAAUUAUUUGGUGAACUCGACUAAUAUUCUUUGUUGACGAUUUUUCGAUGACAAAAUUAAUCG
This is a messenger RNA of Vanessa tameamea, 2431 nucleotides long. RefSeq lists its product as uncharacterized. The transcript is spliced from 7 exons. Bases 268 to 1779 code for a protein of 503 amino acids. The record is from RefSeq and is a predicted model, not a curated record. Lineage: Eukaryota; Metazoa; Arthropoda; Insecta; Lepidoptera; Nymphalidae.